AAGGCUGUGGAUUGAAGUCAGGAUCGUGACGGAAAAGACAAGAGAAGACGGAGAAGACGGAGCUGCCCAGAAAGCUUUCACAGUCAAGCUCCGCUUAGCUACGGUCUCUUGGCCGUUGGCAUGUGGCAUUGGCAUUCAGGACGCCAGACGCCCACACGACAAGAUAUCUGAAAUUGCUGACUUGAAGUGAGAAAAGUCAAGCGAUGGCAUGACUACGCUGAAGCCUCCAGCUGUCGAAUCUCCCUGAUGGUUCACUUAUUGUACAGGCAAAAUCCAUAGGACCCGGAAAGGGUAGUGUCUUCAUCCGUGGGCUGGCCAAAGAGUCCAUCUUCCGCUGCAGACCGGGGUUUGUUCUAGUUACGAAGCAAACCUCGCUCCGGAUUUGCAAAGGUGUCUUGUCUGCUACUAUGGUACGAGAAGAGCAGUGAUAUGCUGCUGCUCUGAUAUGAACGCGGCCUAGCCGUCUUCGAGCAUGGCCCUUUGGGUGAAUGUGAAUAUAACUUAUCCGACAGCGGCUGAUUACGACACCUGCCUUCUGCAGACUGGCGGUGAUGUAGGUCGGAUUAGUGCUCACGGAUAAGUUGCUUUGCAUCAAUGCUAGUUCCGGAGCGCUACUAUUGGAGUACGCACAGUGAUGUGCAAGAAAUCCUGGAGAGGAUGCGGGGUACCAGUGGUGCAACCGAAGUAACAUACUCCAAGGAGGUUCUGAUAUGGAGGUCAUGUUUAUGGGUCUCAACAUAAAUACCACAACACGCACAGCCUGGCCUAAACAUCUCCCCAUCAACCCACUGCAUCACCAUCAUGUCGACAACGCAAGCUCAUCAUCACGACGCAAAGGAGGACGUCAUAGAAUCCUUCAAUAUCGAACGUGUUCCCAUCACCGAGGAAGAGAGCAAGCGAAUCCGCCGGAAAAUCGACCGAAACAUCCUCGUCGUCCUCAUAUGGCUUUAUUUUCUACAGAAAUUCGACAAGACCGUGCUCGGAUAUGCUGCAACCUUUGGUCUACGUGAGGAUACUGGAUUGACCGGGUACCAGUACUCGCUCGUCUCAUCCAUCGAGCCUAUUGCCCAGCUGGUCUGGCAACCGUUCUCUUCCUUUCUUAUUGUCAAGGUCCCGCACAGAACUCUCAUGCCUCUGCUCUGUCUCGGAUGGGGCAUCUCCCAGGCAUGCAUGGCAGCGUGCCAUACCUUUGGUGGCCUAAUGGCUACGCGUUUCUUCCUUGGUCUCUUUGAGGCUGGAUGUCUUCCCCUUUUUAGUGUCAUGACCAGCCACUGGUAUCGUCGUGGGGAACAGCCCUUGAGGGUUGCUGCGUGGUACUCAAUGAAUGGAGUGGCAACAAUGGCAGCGGCUGCUAUAUCCUAUGGUCUUGGGCACAUAGAGUCAGAUAUCAUGAAGCCGUGGCAGAUUAUAUUCCUCUUCGCAGGCCUCUUAACAAUAGUAUCCGCCCCGCUCGCAUACUGGCGCGUAUCUGACGAUAUCAUGUCCGCCCGUUUCCUCACCGAGACUGAAAAAGCCCAAGCCCUAGAACGGGUCUACGCCAACCAAACGGGAACCGGUAACCGCGAGUUCAAAAUGUCUCACGUCUGGGAAGCACUCUUAGAGCCCAAGACCUGGGGCUGGGUUGCCAUUGCAAUGCUCAUAAACGUUGGUGCGAUUGUCACCACCACCUUCGGGCCCCUCCUAAUAAACGGCCUCGGCUUCGACAAAUACACAUCAUCCCUGCUCAACAUGCCAUUCGGCGCCUUGCAGGUCAUAGUCAUCCUGGUUGCCAGCUACCUCGCGCAAGUCGCUCGAUUGAAGGGUGCCAUGAUUGACUGUUUUGUGCUCCCAGUGAUUGCCGGAUUGGUUCUUCUCUUCGUGUUGCCCCGCGACGGCUCCUCCCAAGCUGCACUGCUGGCCGGCUAUUAUCUCCUCGCAUUUCUCUACGGCGGUAACCCCCUAACCGUUGUCUGGAUUGUGGGUAACACCGCAGGCAGCACGAAGCAGUCCGUCGUGAUGAGCUUGUACAAUGGCGCGACAUCAGCUGGAAACGUCAUCGGGCCCCUGCUUAUGAACAAGAAAGACGCGCCCGGGUAUCACCCAGGAUUGCGCGCGUGUCUGGGGCUCUUCUGUGCGCUGUUCUUCAUCGUCCUCCUGCAGUGGGCCAACCUGGUCUGGCUCAACCACCUGCAGGCUCGUCGUCGUGUGCAAAAUGGCAAAGAGGCGAGGAUUGUCGAUAAGUCGAUGAAGAAUCACAUUGAGCCGCAGGAGAAGAACGGGAAGAUUGUCGGGAAUGAUGGCAAGGUUGAUGGACAGGCUGGGCAGGUCGAUGCCGCGUUGCUGGAUCUGACUGACAGGCAGAAUGAUGAGUUUGUGUAUAUUUACUGAACUCAGGACCUCUGCUUAUCCAGCCAGUCUAUGAGCCAUGCGUUGUGCUUCAGAGGCAAGCCAGAUGUUUUCUUCAGGAGGUCCACAGACUCGGACUCAUCCAUUUCCAGCACUUCAAAUGAUUUCCAGGUGACAGUUAAAUCCGUUCUUCUGCUCGUGAUCAGCACCGCACCCCAGGGUUUCACUGGUAAUAAGUCGGGGAAAUUGUAUGAUUCAAGGUUAUCAAGGUUAUCAAGUAUCACCAGCCCAUUCCGGUUAGCCUUAUAGGAUAGCAACUGGUGAAAGGCAUCUGUAAACUGUUUAAACUUCCUAUGGUCAUAUCACCAGUCACUGGUUUAUAGUUUAUUUAGUACCUCUGUUAAUGCUUUGAAUCAUGGGUUAUUCACGUCAAGACUGUUUAUUUCAUAAUGGC
Messenger RNA from Aspergillus calidoustus, 2779 nucleotides. The record is from the annotation of a GenBank genome assembly. NCBI's taxonomy places the organism in Eukaryota, Fungi, Ascomycota, Eurotiomycetes, Eurotiales, Aspergillaceae.